Messenger RNA from Bemisia tabaci, 2685 nucleotides. RefSeq names its product Cell division cycle 6 (gene Cdc6). Gene Ontology annotation, molecular function: DNA replication origin binding; ATP hydrolysis activity. Gene Ontology annotation, biological process: cell division; DNA replication initiation; mitotic DNA replication checkpoint signaling. NCBI's taxonomy places the organism in Eukaryota, Metazoa, Arthropoda, Insecta, Hemiptera, Aleyrodidae. The record is from RefSeq and is a predicted model, not a curated record. Gene Ontology annotation, cellular component: nucleus.
UGUGUGCCGCUGAUAACUUGUCAGAAGCCGACGUGUAAUUACUGUAAUUCUGCAAAAAUCCCAUCUCAAGCGGCUUCUUGUCCAGGUAGAUCCUCACGAAUUGUAAUUUCGGCUCCUCACUAAAGCACUGUGAAGUUAUAGUUCAUCCUCCGUCUUAUAAGGAUCCUGAACAUCAAACAUGUCUCCAACCAAGCAGUCACAAUUGAACAUACAUUUUCGCGUCACAAGGAGUGGCACUCCAAAAGGCAAACGCAACAAAGAGAAUGACAAUACUCCUUGUAAGAAACCAGCCCCAGUCGCUACCCCCUACAAGUUAACCUCCGAAGCAGAAAAUUACGUCCACAUUGACACCCCUCGGCCACCGAAAAGGCCCUACUCUUCAUCAAAGCAGACUGCUGAAGACAUUUCACCACCCAAAGAAAAUGGAUUUAAAUUGGCCCGCAAAGUCCUUCAUGGAAGUGCCACAUCAUCCUUACCUGGGCGAGACAAGGAACUAAAUGAAAUGAGAUCAUUUUUGGAAUCCCAUUUAGAAAAUGAGACCUCCGGAGCAAUGUAUGUUUCUGGCCAACCUGGGACAGGAAAAACUGCAUGCCUCACACAUCUGUUGACAGAAGAAAAGAUAAAGUCAAAUUUCAAAAUUGUGUCGGUGAAUUGUUCCUACAUGCAGUCUGCAGUUGCGAUUUAUGGUAGGAUAUGUGAAGAACUUUCUCUGAAAGUUUCCGGCAGAUCUGAAAAAGAAUAUUUGACGAAGAUUCGGAAGUACCUGAUCAGUGAACAUAAAAUGAUUCUAUUGAUACUUGACGAAAUCGAUCAAUUGGAGACCAAGAAGCAGAACGUUUUGUACUCAAUUUUUGAAUGGCCCUCAUUACCGGAUGCCAAGCUGGUCUUAGUUGGUAUAGCCAAUGCCUUAGAUUUAACUGACCGAGUUUUGCCACGACUGCAAGCCAAGCUUGAAAAGCAACCGCAGCUGCUUCACUUUGCACCGUACACAAAACAACAGAUUAUUGAUAUCAUUUGCGAAAGAUUUAAAGAGGGUAAUAUCUCAUAUUUAUUUGAUGACAAUGCUUUAAAUUUACUCGCGGCCAAAGUAGCAGCAGUCUCAGGUGAUGUGCGUAAAGCAUUGGAUGUUGCUAGAUGCGCAGUAGAUUUAGCUGAGAACAAAUCCAAAAGCUCUGUUUUACAACCAAGCUCUAACAAUGUUUCAAGCAGCAGCGUUGCUUCCCUUGACAAAAUUGAAUUAAAAGAAGUCCUGACGACCAUCAAUUCCGUUUACGGAACGAGUCAAGUUUUGAACGCUGUGACUGGUUCGCAACCAUCUCUACCUCUUCAGCAACAGUUGAUAGUUUGUUCUCUCCUUCUCAUGAUGGACCAUGAAACCAAGAAACUGGACAUCACAUUAGGAAAGUUGUAUGAUGUGUUCCGCAAAGUCUGCUCAAAGCAAAGGCUUGGUGGUGUCGAUUUAUCCGAGUUCAUCUCCCUUUGCGAUCUUGUUCAAGCCCGAGGAAUCCUUAAAAUUCACAGCAAAACUCGUAAUCGACAGUCAAAGGUAAGCUUGCAGUGGGACAAGGAAGAACUGAUGGCAAUUUUACAAGAUAAGACGCUGCUAUCAGAUAUCCUAGCAGAUAAGAAAGUCCUGUAUGAUAAGUAAAGAGACCUUCAAUGAAUCAAAAUUUUAGGUUAAUUACUCUGACAUUCCUAUUAUUUAAUUAUUUCGUCCUCAUUUGAGGAGUUGAAUAGUAUUGAAAAUGGUUUUAUACUUUUUUAUCGAGGAAGUAUCCUUAGAAAUGUUCGCAUGAUCUCGACUAAUUAUUUUUCGUGCAUUUUUAAUCUACUUUUAAAAGUUGCAUGCCUGAGUGAAUGCUCAACAAUUUUUGUUUAAAAAUGCUCAAAUUGUUUAGAUAAUAUUUUAUUUAAUAAAACAGGUGACAGUCAAGAAAUGAAUAGACCCUGGAGGUCAUAAAAUUCACAAAUAGUCAUUAUCAAAUGUUCACUCAUUUUAAAAUAAGACCAAAAAGUAGAGACAAUUUUUUCUUCCUGAGUCAAAAGACAAGAAAAACUUGAAAUCUAUUUAACUUGUCAGUAGGUAUUAAGUUGUAACUAUUUUAUACAGUUACAUUGACUUUCAUUAAUUAGUGUAAAUAAUUAGGGAAUAUGACCCAUCUGCGCCCUGUAACCUCAUUAGUAUUUGGCACUUUUAGAUAGUUUGUUUGACUUAUUAAGAUACUUAUCCUUUGAAUUUUAAAUUCAUCUGUACUCCGAAAUUUUGAUGCAUUUACCUCUCUAGAAUGUUUCGGCUUUAAUAUGAUUCUUCAGAAAACGUAGGUUAACAUCAAGAUAUCAUGCACACUCGAAUAAAAUACCGAUUUAAUGUUCAAGUUCAAGCUACUAUUGAAUCUGUUACUUCCUGAGGUAUCUAUCAGCUAUUUUCUCUGUAAAAGUGGCCUUUUAAAAUCCUUGAUUGAAAUGACAAAUAACCAAACAAAAACGUUCAGUUUGAUUUAAUCAAAUUAAGAGUUUUUUUAGUUCAUGUUUGGAUAGUUGUAGCCCAUGUAAUCUAAUGUUCCUCAAAAAAUAUUUUGGCGAAAGAAAAUCGAAAUUUGCUGCUGAACAAAAUAAAGUAAUGGAAAAUGUAUACACAAACAUUUUAUUGCUUCAUCUGAGAGUGCCUAAUGAGCUGAGUUCGCA